Messenger RNA from Phalaenopsis equestris, 1794 nucleotides. Its product is annotated as mitochondrial inner membrane protein OXA1-like. The coding region runs from base 171 to 1472 and encodes 433 amino acids. The transcript has 10 exons. Gene Ontology annotation, molecular function: membrane insertase activity. The record is from RefSeq and is a predicted model, not a curated record. Gene Ontology annotation, biological process: mitochondrial respiratory chain complex IV assembly; protein insertion into mitochondrial inner membrane from matrix. Lineage: Eukaryota; Viridiplantae; Streptophyta; Magnoliopsida; Asparagales; Orchidaceae. Gene Ontology annotation, cellular component: mitochondrial inner membrane.
UGGGCCGAGAAGUUGGUCGUUUACCUCUUUACCACAAAGAGCCCUAACCCUACGCGGGCGCAAAAUCCUAGCUCCCGAUCGCCAGUAUCGUCGUUCACCGAGGAUCUCCUCUUUCAUCUCUGUGCUAACUGUAUUCCGAGCUUCUUGGUGCCUAGUUUCAUCUGUUUCAGAUGGCUUGCUGCCGGAAGAGCCUCACCGUGGGAUACAGUUACCUCUCCCGGCGAUUUCACCCGUCUUUCUUCCACCUCGUACAGGACGAUAGAGAACGCUCUGGAUCCCCGCAACCCUUGCUGCUUUCACCGGCUGCAACGCAAAGUCGAGCCGGUUCCUCGCAAUUGUUCAAUAGGUUCAGAUGUCCGGAUCGGGAUUGGAGGAGGUUAGGAUUUUCUCUUCCGAGACCAACUGAUCAACAUUCCAGGAACUACGCGUCUAGUUCAGAGGGAUUGAAUGAGACCGGGUGCACCAAUGAUGUUGCGGAUGUACUGACCGAAACUGCAGUGCAUUCGAGUGAAGUUGGCACUGCCGCCAGUGCUUCUUCAGUUCCGGUACCGUUUCCUGGCGAGGUUGCAGCUGCUUCCGUUGAUUCUUUCGCCCCUGUUGCGGCAUUGCAGCAUUUGAUUGACGCAGUGCAUUCUUUCUCUGGCUUGAACUGGUGGGCUUCUAUUGCCUUGACAACUCUUUUGAUUCGUGGAGCCACCGUUCCUCUUCUGAUAAACCAGUUGAAAGAUAGUGCAAAACUAAAUAUUAUGAGACCAGAGCUGGAGAAACUCAAGGAAGCGUUAAAUAAUAAUAUGGACCCAGAGUUUCUUCAGGAGGGCCAAAAGCAGAUGAAGGCUUUAUUCAAAAAGCAUGGAGUCACUCCAUCUUCUCCGCUAAAGGGCGCUUUAAUUCAAGGUCCUAUUUUUAUCAGUUUUUUCUUUGCUAUUUCAAACAUGGUUGACAAAGUGCCAUCUUUUAAGGUAGGCGGAGCAUAUUGGUUUACAGAUCUGACAACUCCAGAUCCCAUGUACAUCUUUCCAGUUUUGACUUCUCUGACAUUCUUGGCAACUGUUGAGUUGAAUAUGCAAGAAGGUAUGGAAGGGAAUCAUAUGGCCAACACCAUGAAGAACUUUUCUAGGGUACUUGCUCUUUUGACAGUUCCAUUUACAGCUAGUUUUCCAAAGGCAAUCUUCUGUUACUGGGUGACAUCCAACCUUUUCUCCCUUCUAUAUGGAUUCGUACUCAAACGCCCACCAGUAAGGAAGUUCUUAGAUCUUCCUGAGGCCGUUCCCAAGCUAGAGCUGGCAUCACAGCCGAACUUCUUCUUCGGCACAUCCAAACCAGUUCUUCCUGCAGCCUCUUCCACUCAGGAGAAUGAAGCAGCGGUUAAAUCUCCUGAACAAAGGCCAUCUUCAUCUGCUGUUAUCAGCCAACGCAUUAAGAAUCUUGAGAAGACCGUUAAAGCCAGAAACAAAUACCAAAAGAGGCCCUAACAUGCGGACUGCAGCUGCGACCAUUUAGUUUUUGUUUCAAGUUGGGAGAAGCUUUGAGUGAAAGCCUCUAGAGUGGUUUUCACUUCAUCAUCGUGCGAGUUUCACCUCUUUCGCAUCUAAAGGAGUUCUCAUCUCUCAUUCUCUCUCGCUUAUAACUUGUGAGUUAUGAGUUGUGACGUACCUUUGUAAGCUUCAUUAUGAAAUUUGAAUAUCUCUUUUCCCAUUUAGUCAUUCAUGUGAUAACUAUUUUGCUAGCCCCUCUCUUGUAAAUCAUUUUUAGUAUUUGCAAAUGAGAUCAUCCCCAUUCAGGGCUAUGAUGCAA